Molecule: messenger RNA, 894 nt
Organism: Cyprinodon tularosa
Lineage: Eukaryota; Metazoa; Chordata; Actinopteri; Cyprinodontiformes; Cyprinodontidae
Product: serine/arginine repetitive matrix protein 1-like
Exons: 3
Coding region: 1-894 (297 amino acids)
Source: RefSeq, a predicted model, not a curated record
AUGCAGAGGAUCUUUGUCAGAGGUAUUGAGCAGGGUUGUACCUGUGACGGGGUUCAGGUGAAGCAGCAGAGGGAGGGAACCAGGAGGGUCCAGAGCCCCACUCCAAGCCCCGACCCCCCCGCCCACACCCCCCCUCCCACAAAAAAAAAAAUAAAAAUAAUAAUAAUAAUAAUCUCCCCCUCACUGGAGAAGAACGGCCGCAAACAAGCCAAUGCUCCUCCCCAGAAAAGUCAACAUGCCUGCCCUCCCAGGAGACAAGCAAGCCCGCCAAACAGGAACCCCCCCGGCAGCGCACCGCCGGCAUGCGCGGGCCCGAGCAGCCCCAACAGAAACAACACCGGAAGGCCGACAUGGACGAACCGACGGCACCAACCAAGCCCCCAGGCGGACUCCCCCACCCAAAAACACAACGAAACCACCCCGCCCCCACCGACCACAGCAAACACAGCCGCAAGGCAAAGCAAAGGACAGAGCAGCACCACCCGGCGCACGCCAGAGAGCCAGAGCAGCAAGGCCGCCCCAGCCUCCAGAAGCCGGCACAAGCAGCAAAAAGAGAGCAGCAGACGCAACCCCACCACUCCCGCCGCGCCCGGCGCGAAAGCAGCACGACCCACCCCGCUCCGGCCCCGCACCACCCACAGGCCGCCGAGAGGAGGACGGCCACGCCGGCCACGGCCCGUCCCCCCCCCCGCGGCCAAACACCGAGCAACCCUCCACUCCCAAACCGCGCACGAUGCACCGCACCACGCGCCACCGGCACCCGCCCCAACAGAGCGAAGCCACACCCCGACCCGGGGGCACUCCAAAGGGACCCCCGACGCCCGCAACCAGCCCACAACAGACACACAUGAACCCCGGCCACAGGCGCGACCACCCACGCACCCCCCCGGAUGA